This is a messenger RNA of Pyrenophora tritici-repentis Pt-1C-BFP, 744 nucleotides long. RefSeq names its product Peroxidase-2 domain containing protein. Lineage: Eukaryota; Fungi; Ascomycota; Dothideomycetes; Pleosporales; Pleosporaceae. The record is from RefSeq and is a predicted model, not a curated record. Gene Ontology annotation, molecular function: peroxidase activity.
AUGAAGCUAUCAUUGUUGUGUAGCGCGACUCUCUUCACUCUGGCAACCUACGCCUUCCCUGCAAACCUUCUCAACAACGACCUCAGUGCAGAAGCUCUGGCAGAAAUCACCGAGAUAGCGGCAAAGAUCACAAGAGAGGCAGAGACUAAGCGUCAACUUGGCGCUUCUAUCCUCCCUCCUGGGUUCGACGCAGAUGCUCAACGUAUCAGCACCACUGGCAAAUGGCGAUACAUUCCACCAGGUCCAGAUGACAUUCGUGGGCCAUGCCCUGGUUUGAAUGUCAUGGCGAACCAUGGCUAUCUUCCCAGAAAUGGUAUUGCUUCAGUCGUGCAGAUGACUCUCGCAUCCAACGAAGUGUUCGGUAUGGGGCUUGAUCUCUCCGCCUUCCUGUCAGUGUACGCCUCUGUUAUGGGUGGAAACAUCACUGCAGCUUCCAUUGGCGGUAAGCCAAAGAGGCAAGAAGGACUUCUUGGUCUUGUUGGCGGACUCGUUACCGGAUUGGACCUCCUUGGAGAACCGCAAGGUCUGAGUGCGACACACAACCGCUUCGAGGCCGACUGUUCUCCUACGCGAGCGGACUUGUACAAAACUGGCGACCCAGUGUCCCUCAACGUUCCCCAAUUCGAGCAACUCUAUGCCAUGCCCCUCGGUCCCAAUGGCUACGACCUCACAGUCAUGCAUCCCUUCCGCGGCAAGCGAUUCAAGGACUCCGUCGCUACCAGUGAUCGGAAUGGUCUGGUCUGA